AUGGCGGCUUUUAUCGAUGAAGACGUUGUUGCCGAUAAUAUUCUUUUUGAAUUGUUGAAAAACAAUGGGUUUAUUGAAAUACUCGAGAAAAGAGUAGAAGAUGAACUUUUGCAGAAGCAAAAAGAGAAAAUUGGAGAAGAGGAUUAUACUGAAGAGCCAAAACAUGGUCAAAACACAGACCUUCAGCCAUUUAAGGAUUUGAUAGUAUCGGUUAACAAUUCUAUUGAGAAGUUUUUGGAAAAUGAAGAGUUUCUAUUCUUCAUCUAUGAAUGUGCUCAUAAUAGGCAGUUAUCUUGUCUAUAUGAUGUUCAAGUGUUCCUCGAUAGGCUGGAAAACGCAACAGAUACGAGUGAUGAGAAUAGUUUUAAAAUAAGAAUAACAUCAUGCGCUAGAAGGUUGUCGCAAUUAUCCCGCCAUUUCACUGUUUCCUUUUGCUCCAGAGACAAAUCUAUCAACAUCUCACAUAUUCAUCAUUUCGUCAUUAGCUUCUGUGAAAUGUUAUACCGGAUAGAGAGCUUGUUACGAUCCAUAAAGGGAACGGAAGAGUUGUCAUUAGGAAUUCGCCGCUGUGCUGACAACUAUAAUAUUAUGGUGUUCAAGAAAAUUUCAUUGGUUUACCAACAAAAAUUAAAAGAGAAUUUAAAAUUCAUGAAAAAAGAGGAAAAUAGAAGGAUGACUCUCACUCCUAAGCCUGCGAAGAGGAAACCUCUCCUUCAAGUGCAAGGUCGAAGCCCAGGAUUUUUGAUGUCUCCACAACUACUAAAGGACCGUCAGCGAAUUCAAAGAACAAGGAUUUCGUUUGCUCCCGAAAUUGAUAUGAAAUCGUCUUUUAUAAUCAAACAAGCGAGAAACCCAGAAAAAGUAGUUGAAGCAGCAAAGCAAAUGGAGGAGAAAUGGAAGCAUUUUUUUGAUUCGAACGCUCGAUUCAAGAACUCCAUCAAACACGAACCAAAGCGUGAAGAUUCGGCUUCAAUGAGAUUUGCGCGAGAACUGAGUGCUGGGAUAGCCAAAGAGAUUCGGAACCAGGUCGAAGAUGACGGAGAAGGCUUAAUCUAG
Molecule: messenger RNA, 1056 nt
Organism: Auanema sp. JU1783
Lineage: Eukaryota; Metazoa; Nematoda; Chromadorea; Rhabditida; Rhabditidae
Source: the annotation of a GenBank genome assembly